CCCUUCACACCUCGUUUUACACUUUCUCUCUCUAUAUAAGCACCCCAGCAUCAUCUCUCUCUUUCUAUAACUAGAUUUUGUUGGAAAUAUACUAUUUUGCUGAUGGAGAGCCAAAACAUGUCUAGCAAUGGGGUGAGAUCAGAGGGUGGCAAUAUUGAAGUGAAGGUGGCUAAUAAAAGGAGUGUGAGUUGUUCAGAAUUUGUGUUGAGGCUUUUGGCCUUUGCAUUCACUCUGGUGGCGGCAAUCGUUCUUGGGGUUGAUAAGCAGACCAAGGUUGUGCCACCGUUAAAUGUUCCGGUCACUGCUAAGUGGAAUUACUUGUCUGCCUUUGUGUACUUGGUUGUGACAAAUGCCAUAACAUGCUCAUAUGCAGCACUCUCUUUGGUUCUCACAUUGGCCACAAUGGGUAGAAGGAAAUGGCUUUCUCUGAUGAUCAUCAUCCUCGAUUUAGUGAUGUUAGUACUGCUCUUCUCUAGCAUCGGAGCCGCCACUGCGAUCGGCAUCAUUGGCUACCAAGGCAACUCGCACGUGCGUUGGAACAAAGUAUGCGACGUCUUCGAUAAAUUUUGUCACCAAGUGGCUGCUGCCAUAGCCAUGUCUCUGCUUGGCUCAUUGGCAUAUCUCUUGCUGGUUAUGCUUGCUGCUUUCAAACUUCACAAGAAAUAUGAGUAGAAUGUGAUGGAGCAAUUUGAUCUCUCUUGAGCAUGUUUUGGUUUCUAUUUGUGGCUAAGUGAAGUUGUUCUCUAGUGAGUGUGGACUAAAAUCCAUAAUGUAUGGUAGGUUUUUUUUCCUUCUUUUUUUAAAAGGUCAUGUGUGGUAGAUUUCUUUUGUUGUUUGCUUCAUUUGUGAACUUUCAUAAAUGUAAAAUGGUCAUUAUCUCAAAAGUUCCAUAUGACUAAUAUAUGGAAUUGCAUGAAUAUUGAUUUGGAUAAUACGCAGCUAUUCACUGGUGAGUAGGGUGAAACUUACAUCAUCACAUAAAUAUAUUUUAAAAAAAAAAAAACAA
Molecule: messenger RNA, 1006 nt
Organism: Cornus florida
Lineage: Eukaryota; Viridiplantae; Streptophyta; Magnoliopsida; Cornales; Cornaceae
Product: CASP-like protein 1E2
Exons: 2
Coding region: 103-672 (189 amino acids)
Source: RefSeq, a predicted model, not a curated record